UGCUUUUAUUGCCAUUGUAAAUUCUGUAAAUCUCCUCAAGGGACAACAAGAACAAUAAAGAAUAGGGAAGAGAGAAGAAGGGAAGCAAUCAUUUGUCAAGAGGGAGGCGCUACGAAAUCCUAACUGUGCCAAAGUUACUGUACUUCGAAACCUUGAGAGGACUUAAGUGGCUGCUGACAUAUGGAACAAGAGUAGAAAGAGGCGCUCAGUGAAGUCACUCCAUGAAUAUAAUCCAGAGGCAGAUGUAAUACAUCUUCUAUGCUGCUGAAAAAAGGCCCAGAUACUAAAGGAUGGAUCAGGUACUCUCCAGCCAGAGCUCAACUUCAGACCAGCUGGAACCAGACACUGAGGAGUUCCAGCGAGAAGUGGACUUCUUCAGGAAGCUGGGUUACACCACCGCAGAGGUGAAGGCUGCUCUGAGGAAGCUGGGCCUGAGCACAGACACCAACUCUGUGCUCGGAGAGCUGGUUAGGAGCAGGACCAGCACGGCACCCUGCAUAUCCAAUACUGAGAAUGAUGAGAAGAGGGCAGGCCGAAAAGACUCUCUGCUGCCUCCAAGUUGGGCCCAAGGACCUUUGAGAAUCACACCACAACUUAGGGACAGGAAGAAGACAGAGACAGAAUUGAGGCCUGUUGUUAUUGAUGGUAGCAAUGUUGCCAUGAGUCAUGGCAACAAGGAAGUGUUCUCAUGCCGAGGUAUCCAGCUGGCCGUGAAUUUCUUCAUGGACAAAGGUCAUAAGACCAUUACUGUGUUUGUUCCCACUUGGCGCAAGGAGCAGCCCAGACCUGAUGCCCCCAUAACAGAUCAACACAUCCUAACUGAGCUUGAAAAACGGAAAAUAGUGGUCUUCACUCCAUCGCGCCGUGUUGGGGGGAAGCGAGUGGUUUGCUAUGAUGACCGUUUUAUCGUCAAGUUGGCAUACGAGUCAGAUGGUGUGAUUGUAUCAAACGACACAUACCGUGACCUGCAAGGAGAAAGACCUGAGUGGAAGAAAUGCAUCGAGGAAAGGCUCCUCAUGUACUCCUUUGUGAAUGACAAGUUUAUGCCCCCAGAUGAUCCUCUGGGACGCCACGGCCCCAGUCUUGACAACUUCCUUAGGAAAAAGCCUCUACCUACAGAGCAAAAGAGACAGCUCUGUCCAUAUGACAAAAAGUGCACUUACGGCAUCAAAUGCAAGUUCUACCAUCCAGAGCGGGUAAACCAGUCCUACCUGUCCUUAGCUGAUGAAUUAAGAGAGAAAGCCCAGAUUUCUACUACAAAAGAUGAAAGAAAUUCCAGAUUAUCACCCAGACAGCUUCAGUCUGAUUCUGGGCCUGUUCGUAACACCUGUUCCUAUCCUCAAGAAUCUAACAUAGAGCACAUAAAAGACCAGCAAAUUUCUUCACAUCCCAGUCAGGUUAGUGAAAAUAAACUGCUGUACUGUGAUGACCCUAGAAACAGUCCAAAUCAUAUACCAUGUUCUGCAACAGGAGGCCAGUGUGAGAAAGAGUGGCCCCCGCUGCACUCAAUGCCCAAUCAUUACUAUGCCAACCUCUCUCACGAAUACUUGGAUUCUGGCCUUGGCUCUUAUGAGAGCCAGUACUCUGAUGUUUCGCAUUGCCUCAGCAACUCCCACAUGCUCAGGCACCACCAGCAAAGUGCCCUCGCUGGACCCAAACAUGCCUCGGUGCAUUUAGAAAAAAAUAACACCAGCCAGUCCUGCAGGUGCUGCUCCCAUGUAGUGCCCUCAAAAGCUCACCAGCAAGAUCGUAGAAACCUGGACUACAACGGUCAACUCAAAUAUGACGCCUACCCUCCUCACAUGCUCCCACAUGGUGUACCACACCAACACAGUCUUCCCACCAAUCUCCAGUAUAGCGGAGCCCCUCAUCAUCAGCAAAAUUACUGGUCUGAUCCCUUUCAGGAGCUGCACCAUGCCAGGACAUGUAGUCUCCCCACUUCGGUCCAUUCCUCACACCCCAACAACUCUCGCUGUUCCUAUAAGGGCCAGCAGUACCAUUCCUGGGGCCAGCCACAGCCACCUCCAGUGGCAUUUGACCCACAAAGGUUGGAACUCCGUAAGAACCUGCAAGCCAUCUUCAACCCACAUCAGGUGGAUACAGUUAUGGAAAUGUUCCCACAUCUGAUGGAUGCUGAGAAACUGGCUGCAGAGAUCCUCAACCUGAAGGUUCAGAGAGGGAUAUUCUGAUGAUUUAUCCUCUAUAGUCAAAUUUCACAUGAUAUUGCUGUUGACCUCGUUUAUAUGUCAAGCACUCUAGCAGCAAACAGACAAUGUAUUGAGAAGUUUCUAUAGUGUCUAUAGUUGAGUGAUUUGAAAGUUAAUUGCAAAGAUGUUUAGUUUUGUGUAAUGUGCUAUUAUGGAGGUGCAAUUUGCCUUCCUUUUGAUGAACAGUUUAGUUAAUCUGUUCAAAAUUAAAUGUAUUUGUAUGACAUUGUAGUCAAAUGUAACCCUGUCUUCCAUAUUUUGGAUGAAAAGUGCCUCUAGACCAAUAAUACUGUAGCUAUGAUUGAGUUUCUAGAGAUUUGACUGUUGAUGCAUAUUGUGUCUCUAUCUAUUUUAAUCUCCAAAAAUACAUUCUCAUGCAAUAAGCGAUAAAGUAUUACUUUUUCUUUUACAUUCACUGUAGUUCUCCAGAACAGCCCAUUGUUUGAGUUCAUCUCAGCUAGGUGAAAAAACAGUAUAUAUUUCAAUACACUGACGCUACCCAGUGCAUUCAGUUAAUGUAAUCAAGCAGAGGAUCUUGACCUUCACUUAAGAUUUACAGUAAAUUCUGAUCUAACAAGGAAACUGACUUUGACACCAGCAAAGAGAAUAUGCUGGUGUGUCAUCACCCUUUUCCCAUAAAUCAGCAUCAGUUUCAUGAAACAUUCUGACCAAGUGUUGCUGUAACACAACAUGUGUAUUUGGGUUACUCUGUGAUUGAAAAUGCAGUAAAAAAAUGUCAAUAAAAAUAUGGAAUUUAGUUCUCAUGAACAUGCAGAUUUACAUUCUCUAACAAACUGCUUUGUAAAGGUACAAGAUAAAAUUUUAUUGUAAGCAUGUCACUGGAAAUA
This is a messenger RNA of Thunnus maccoyii (southern bluefin tuna), 3055 nucleotides long. RefSeq names its product endoribonuclease ZC3H12A (gene zc3h12aa). NCBI's taxonomy places the organism in Eukaryota, Metazoa, Chordata, Actinopteri, Scombriformes, Scombridae. Gene Ontology annotation, cellular component: nucleus; cytoplasmic ribonucleoprotein granule. Gene Ontology annotation, biological process: nuclear-transcribed mRNA catabolic process, RNase MRP-dependent; 3'-UTR-mediated mRNA destabilization. The record is from RefSeq and is a predicted model, not a curated record. Gene Ontology annotation, molecular function: RNA endonuclease activity; mRNA binding; metal ion binding. Bases 291 to 2189 code for a protein of 632 amino acids. The transcript has 7 exons.